Messenger RNA from Ogataea polymorpha, 2716 nucleotides. RefSeq lists its product as uncharacterized. The record is from RefSeq and is a predicted model, not a curated record. The coding region runs from base 1439 to 2656 and encodes 405 amino acids. Gene Ontology annotation, biological process: nuclear-transcribed mRNA catabolic process, nonsense-mediated decay. The transcript has a single exon. Gene Ontology annotation, cellular component: exon-exon junction complex; cytoplasm. Lineage: Eukaryota; Fungi; Ascomycota; Pichiomycetes; Pichiales; Pichiaceae.
GCUGCUUGUCGUGGACUCUCCUGAUACCUCUUUGAAAAGCAAUAUGGCUGUACUCAAGAAACUAAGUUCGGCCAUCACAGCAGACACACAGAGUUCUUUGAUAGACUCGAUCAAGAGAGUUUCGCUUGAGAAAUACUUAGAUGAGUUGAUCCCUGCAACGGCGGACGGGCUACUUUCUUUGAAAAAGAAGGAGACAUUGGCUGCUGUUGAGGUGCUUUCGGUGCUGCAUCAGCGAUUUUCGUCUCGAUUCACUUCAAAAUUGGCAUUAUAUUUUUUCCGUUCAGUUGAGGAUUUUAAGGAACCCGAGCAUCUGUCCGUCUUGGGCACUCUGAUGAGAUUGUAUUGUGAGAUGUACUUGGUUGAUCUGAUUCGUCUGGAUGAUAGUGUUGAUAAGAGCAAGCUGCCCCGUUAUUUGCUGAAAUCGGACAGGCCUCUUCUUCUGGCCUACAUCUCACAGCUACUCUCUCAACACGCUAAUAACAUAAAGCUGCUCCCGAUUGUUUCUGGAUUUGUUAGAAAGUUUGAAGAUGUACUUCUAUGCGAGAAUGAGCUUCUAGCGGCGUCAGAGAGACUGUCAUUAAUCAAGCUUUUCACUAAAUAUAGUGAACAUAUAUGCAAAGUGACCGAAAAUACACAUCGAGAAAUAUCUAGAUUGGUGGACCAAGUCAACGAGAUAUCAAGAAAAACCGGUAAAGUGCCAGAAUCACUUGAAUCUGAACUCAAGGAGAAGAAAGACGAGUUUGCCAGAUUGGAAGCUUAUUCAGAAUUUGCACAUGAGGUGUUUUCCAUUGAAAAACCCUCGCUGGCUCGGGAGGCGGAACCGACGGCCAAGAUCACGGCUAUUUCCGGACUUUCAGAAGCAAACCGUUGGGAGAGCGAGGAGCAACGCAAAUUUUAUGAAGAAGUUCCUGAGAUCUCUGAAAUGGUGGAUCCGAGCUUGCUUUUGAAAAGGGGGACAGACGUAGAAGAGAAGAAUGCUCGUAAAGAUGAGCUCUCCGCAUUCAUCGAGCAGCUGGACGCUGCUACCACUGCGGAGGAGAUAGAUAACAAAGCCAGUGAAUUUUGGCUGAAGGAAAUGUACACCAAGUCUGCGGAAAAUCGUCUGUAUCGCCACGCAUACUCUCAUAACGUUAACUCUAAAGCCUUUGCAAGGUUCCUAUGCAUCAACCGCAAUGUGUUCAAAGCUCUAAUUCAAAAAUUAGAAAACAAAGCUGAUGCGAUCCUGCAAGAUCAUCAGAUGAUGUCGCAUCUAGAUUACAACAUGGUCAGGCUAUAUUGCGAAAUGGUGAAUUUCAACUUAAUUCCUGGUACGAAGGUUUUAAAUACUCUGCGAGUGCUAGUGGUAAGUGUUGGGGAGGGGGUGGCUUUAGAUCUGCUGACGCUAAUAUUCGACUAUUCCAGAUUCACCAUUCUCUAUCGACCGGAGUAUUCUGAGGCCAUGAACAACUUGCUCCAUCUUCUUCAAAGCGUGAUAAGCAGGCUGCAAGGAGACCGUCAAAAAGCCGCACAGGCUUUUUUUACGUCGCUUGCCGUUGCUGAAGACAAGGUGCAGGUCGAAACAGCAAAACCCAAGAUCCAAUUCCUUGAUUAUAUGUUGAAACGGGCUCUGCAAAACCAGGUUUUCUUUUCUGUGUUUCUUGAAUUCGAAUGGGACCCCGAGUCGUAUUCCAAGAUCGUGGACUUUUUUACCCAUCCAGAGUCGAUAACUUAUGAUGAAAUCCCUACUCUAGUUUCUUUUCUUAAAUGGUUAGGUGAGCGAGAUCCAGUUCUAGUAACAGUUGUGGUUGAUGGCCUGAUAGAGGAAUUUCAAAAUGGCUUUGAAUUGAAUGAUUUCCGUCACAAUAGGAAGAGAAUGGCGAUUGCAAGCUACCUGGCGCAACUUGCGGCCAAGAGGUUGAUAACCGCCACACUUUUUCGAAAUUUAGUCAAAUAUGCGAUUUUCGAAUCUGUUCAUGGCGAUCCAUCUAACUGGUUCUGGGCAAAGAUGGUGUGCCUGUUUUUCGAACUGUCAAAGAAAAAUAUGCCGUUGGAGCUGAUGCUAUUUGACUAUCACCUGUUGCUCCAAGGUGAACUGCCCCUUGACCUGAACUUGCAAGUGGUCAAGUGUUUCGAGUCACGCGGCGUGAAACGUGCAAAUAGCGCAGCGGAGGCAGCUAAACGGAUCAGUGAACUUAGCCAAGCUGCCCGCCAAAUGCCUGAACCUGAGCAGGAAGAUGACGAAGAGCAGGAGCAGGAGGUAGAUGAGGUUUCGGACUCAGAAGAUACAGAAGAUAUGGGCGACUCAGAGACCGAGGAUGAGUCCGACGAGGACGACGACACUGAACCUGAGCUGGACGAGAACAUGAUCAACGAACAGCUCGAGAUGAGCAUUCAGUCAGAAUUUGACAGCAUGCUGGCUUCAAGUCUGAAAACUUCCAGCUCAGCAAACCCUCGGCCUCGUGGGCGCCAUCCUGUCGGCGCGCUUGUUCGUAAGGAACAAACGGAAAACGGAGCCAACAAGUAUACAUUAUUAGCGAGAACGGGAAACAAGAUUGCGGCGCGAAAGAUCGAGGUUCCCGAUGACGUGGACUUUGUUGCUGAACAGCUGAGCAACGCAGAGCUGUGGGAGCAGGAACGCGACAGGAUCAAGGACUUUGUGCUCAGUCAGCACCAAUGAUGUGCUUUUUGUGGUGCAAGGGUGUAUAUUAGAUCAAAAUACAAGACUCUGCUUUUUUCC